AUGAGUUUAUAUUACAGUUUGAUUUUUGCUAUCUUAGUAUUUGAAGUUGUUCUAUUUGCAAUUUUGGCACUACCAAUACCAACUAAGUAUCGUAAGCCUAUUACAUUGGUAUUAAUUAAGCCGUUCCAGAACUCCACAAUACAAAUAUCCAUCAAAUGUAUACUGGGCUUCAUUGCUUUACUCUUUGUAGAUGCUAUAAACAAGGUCUACAACAUCAAUUUAGAAUUGAACAGCGAAUUGAAUCCAAAUAGUGAAAAGAUCGAAAUUUUAUCUCGAAAAUUUCUACAACAACGUAACUUAUAUUUAACUGGUAUAACAUUAUUCUUAACUUUUGUCGUAAUGAGAACUUUUGGGUUGGUUCACGAAUUGUUAAGAUUAAAGGAAAUUUACAGAAGUGAUGAACCAAAGAAACAAAUUAACGUAAAAUUGACAAAGGACGAAUUAUUGAAAGAAAUGGAAUUGAAGGAUAAAGAAAUUAAACGCUUGAAGGAAAAAGCAGCCUCUUUAUCAAAUGAAUUGUGA
Messenger RNA from Kazachstania africana CBS 2517, 522 nucleotides. RefSeq names its product Yet3p (gene YET3). Gene Ontology annotation, cellular component: endoplasmic reticulum membrane; endoplasmic reticulum. The transcript has a single exon. Gene Ontology annotation, biological process: endoplasmic reticulum to Golgi vesicle-mediated transport; intracellular protein transport. The record is from RefSeq and is a predicted model, not a curated record. The coding region runs from base 1 to 522 and encodes 173 amino acids. NCBI's taxonomy places the organism in Eukaryota, Fungi, Ascomycota, Saccharomycetes, Saccharomycetales, Saccharomycetaceae.